Carassius auratus (goldfish) is the source of this 933-nucleotide messenger RNA. RefSeq names its product olfactory receptor 14J1-like. Gene Ontology annotation, cellular component: membrane. NCBI's taxonomy places the organism in Eukaryota, Metazoa, Chordata, Actinopteri, Cypriniformes, Cyprinidae. Gene Ontology annotation, biological process: G protein-coupled receptor signaling pathway; detection of chemical stimulus involved in sensory perception of smell. Gene Ontology annotation, molecular function: odorant binding; G protein-coupled receptor activity; olfactory receptor activity. The record is from RefSeq and is a predicted model, not a curated record. Bases 1 to 933 code for a protein of 310 amino acids. The transcript has a single exon.
AUGAAUAACAUCUCCUCUCCCAAAUUUCUCACUAUCACAGCUCUGAAUGAGUGGGACUGGACCAGCAGGAUCAUAUUUUUCUCAUUUGCUCUUCCAGUUUACCUUCUGACUAUUGUUCUGAAUGCUGCCUUGAUUAUGAUUAUUGCUUUUGAGAAAGCCCUGCAUGAACCCAUGUACAUUUUCUUGUGUAAUCUCUGUGUUAAUGAUCUGUGUGGAACUACAGGGUUUUAUCCCAGGGCUUUGGUAUAUUUACUCACAGAAACUAACAGGAUUUCAAUUGAGGAAUGUAUUGUACAAUGUCUUGCUGUUGUGAUGUAUACAACUGGGGAAUUCACCAAUUUAAGUGUCAUGGCUAUUGAUAGGUACAUAGCAAUCUGUCAACCUUUACGUUAUUACACCAUUAUGUCACCUUUCACUGUGAGGAGCCUGGUGACUUUUAUUUGGAUAUUUCCAUUUUUCAUAGGGGUAAUGGCAAUUUCACUGGCUCUGAAACACCCUCUGUGCAGACAUGACAUGCAUAGACUUUUCUGUGAGCAUCUUUCCCUGAUGAAUCUUGCAUGCAAACAAGACAUUUUUCAAGGCAUCAUUAAUGGAUUUAUCUAUAUCAGCAAGGCUGUAUUUUUUGUUUUUGUUCUGAUAUCCUAUUUAAAAAUAAUACUAGCUUGUCGAAAAUCUAAAGUUAAUCAAGAGAAGUUCUACAGCACAUGUGUGCCACACCUAAUUUCCUUUAUGAUUACAACAUGUGGUCUUUCCGAUUCUCUUCUCACAAGAUUUAAAGCAGAAACAGUGUCUAAUAUAGCAUCUACAUUUUUGUCUGUUAUCAUCCUGACUGUUCCCCCUGUUGUCAAUCCUGUAAUAUAUGGUAUAAAAUUAGGUCCAAUUAGGGCAAAAAUAUUGUAUAUUUUCAAAAGUCAAAGGAUUCAUAACUUUUAG